AUGGCUAAGCGCUCGCACGACUCUUCAUCCGAGGACGAGGAACCUUUCAUACCGGAGCAGCCUGCAUUCCCAACUGCGAAAAGGAUCAGUGCAACCGACAUGAACGAGGCCGCUUCCCACCAAAGUGCCAUUCAAUGUUCGCUGCCGCCGCAUCGAGAGACUCUUGAUUUCGCGUCGAUCGAAGCCUUCGAGGUUCACUAUGCCAAAGAUCAUUCGAACAGAUGCACGUCGUGCGGCAAGAACUUCCCCACCGCCCACUUCCUCGCCUUGCACAUUGACGAACACCACAACACCUUUCGAGAAGCCUUGCAAGCCAAAGGUGAGAAGACGUAUGCCUGUUUCGUCGAGGGGUGCGAAAGACGCUGUUCUACACCGCAGAAAAGACGGCUGCAUCUGAUGGACAAGCACUUGUUCCCAAAGAUGUACAAUUUCCGCAUCGUCGACACUGGUAUUGACAAGUCAUUGUCGAUGCUCCACGAGGGUCGGAGGAGGAGGGUUUCUACAGCUACCGAUCCGACCCAAAUGAGCAGACAUCGGACACACGAGGCACAAUUGGAACAGAGACCCAAACGACAGAGCCCUGCUCCUGUCCCACCGCGCCGCGACAGUGCAGAGCCAUCUAGGCGAGAGCAGGAAGAAAUCGGAGUUGGCAAUCUCAAAUCCAGCAAGCAUGUCUCGGAUAGCACCGUCAACGAUCUGGCCGCAUCCAUGUCGGCACUUCAGUUUGUGCCACCCAGUGUUGCCAACAAACAACGUGACAAGCAACACUUGAGGUGA
Molecule: messenger RNA, 777 nt
Organism: Capronia epimyces CBS 606.96
Lineage: Eukaryota; Fungi; Ascomycota; Eurotiomycetes; Chaetothyriales; Herpotrichiellaceae
Exons: 1
Coding region: 1-777 (258 amino acids)
Source: RefSeq, a predicted model, not a curated record